AUGGCUCCAGCCCAAUUGCGUCUGGUGUUUCUAACUAUUUUCCUACGUUUCAUAGCUGCACAGAAUGAUGGUUCUGUAUCUGUUGGUGCAUCACUCACAACCACAUCCGAUGUGAAACCAUGGCUUUCAUCUUCUGGUGAAUUUGCCUUUGGGUUCAAACAAGUUCAAGGGAACGAUAAUUUCUUGGUAUCCAUAUGGUACGAAAAGAUACCUGAUAAGACCAUUUUCUGGUAUCCAGAAGAAGGUCGGAUGGUGCCUACAGGAUCCAAAGUUGAGCUACUUCGUGCAAGUGGAGUCGUACUCACUGAUCCUCAGGGUACAGAGGUAUGGAGAUCUGGGUCCAUUUCCGCUGUUGCAUCAGGUUUUAUGAAUGAUACAGUCAUGAAAGAUCCUUUCUUCAUGAGACUUUUAGAGAGCUUAGCCAUAUCAGCUCCCAAAGAUGCGAUCUCACAUCCAUCUCACAUAGGUAAUACUAAUCUGGAACAAUCCGUACUUAUUCCACUAUAA
Messenger RNA from Lactuca virosa, 507 nucleotides. Lineage: Eukaryota; Viridiplantae; Streptophyta; Magnoliopsida; Asterales; Asteraceae. The record is from the annotation of a GenBank genome assembly.